CUGCUGAUUGGUUCCGGAAUUCACCGAGGUCUUCCGAGCGCCCCUCGAGGAUGACGUCGAGGUCAAUGUCUGAGCGCCUGAGCUGCGCGAAUAGUUAAAGCGGAGCCUCCGCAAAAUUACCGGAAGCUCUUUAUUAGCCUUUUAUGGACCAGUGUUACUGUGGUGGUUCCUCGCGUUCUGGAUUUAAUUUUCGAGAAGAUAUUUUUGGUGUGCAAAUUACGUGUGCUUGGAUGUGAUCGCUUGUGAUUGGCGAUGUAGCGGGAGAAACAAGUUCUAUCUCUCCGUGGACUCUAAGCCUAAAACCUCACUGCCGUGCAUCGCAGGAGCCUGAUCGAGGAUGUAGAAGAAAAAAAGAACAUGUACAUUUUGUGUUAAACCACCGAGUGAACUCUAGAAUGAGUGGACGGCCCAGGACAACUUCCUUUGCAGAAGGAAACAAGCAACCCCAGCAGCCCAAUUUUCUUGCGGGAGUUAAAGUCACCAGCAAGGAUGGGGCCAAGGUGACGACGGUGCUGGCGACGCCCGGCCAGGGGCCCGACCGGCCGCAGGAGGUGUCCUACUCUGACACCAAGGUGAUCGGCAACGGCUCCUUCGGGGUGGUGUACCAGGCGCGCCUGCUGGACACGGCUGAGCUGGUGGCCAUCAAGAAGGUGCUCCAGGACAAGAGGUUCAAGAACCGGGAGCUGCAAAUCAUGCGACGACUAGAUCAUUGUAACAUAGUGAAGCUGAAGUACUUCUUCUACUCCAGUGGCGACAAGAAAGACGAAGUAUAUCUGAACCUGGUCUUAGAGUACAUCCCGGAGACUGUGUACAGAGUAGCGAGGCACUAUAGCAAGUCGAAGCAGACGAUACCCAUAUCUUUUAUCAAGCUGUACAUGUACCAACUGUUUAGGAGCCUAGCCUACAUCCAUUCCCUGGGAAUCUGCCACCGGGACAUCAAGCCCCAGAACCUGCUGCUGGACCCCGAGACGGGCGUCCUCAAGCUGUGUGACUUCGGAAGUGCCAAGCUUCUGAUCAAGGGGGAGCCCAACGUGUCCUACAUCUGUUCGCGUUACUACCGGGCGCCGGAGCUCAUCUUCGGUGCGACCGACUACACGACCAUGAUAGACGUAUGGUCGGCCGGCUGCGUGCUGGCGGAGCUGCUGCUGGGGCAGCCCAUCUUCCCGGGCGACAGCGGGGUGGACCAGCUGGUGGAGAUCAUCAAGGUGCUGGGCACCCCGACCAAGGAGCAGAUCCGCGAGAUGAACCGCAACUACACGGAGUUCAAGUUCCCCCAGAUCAAGGCGCACCCGUGGCAGAAGGUGUUCCGUGCCCGCACCCCGCCCGAGGCCAUAGAGCUGGUGGCUCGCCUGCUCGAGUACACCCCCUCGGCCCGGGUGGGGCCCCUGCAGGCGUGCGCCCACGCCUUCUUCGACGAGCUCCGGGAGCCCGGCACGCGGCUGCCCAACGGCCGGGACCUGCCCCCGCUCUUCGACUUCACCGACCACGAGCUGUCGCUGCAGCCGCACCUGAACGCCACGCUGAUCCCAGCGCACGCCCGGGCGAGUGGACCGGACCAGGCAGCGGCGGCGUCGUCUUCGCAGCCGGCCAAGCCCGCCCAGGAGUCGGCCACCCCGGAGGCCUCCACCUCGUCCACCGCGUGAGGGCCCUCCCUGGGCCCCCCUUUGAGCGUGUGUGUGCCGCAACUGCAAAGUGUGUCCUACGCAACAAAAUAAUGGAUCCUAAGAAAUCCUCCUUUAUAGAUUUUGCUUCGCAUAUAUGUCCGCGUGUGUACGUCACAAGUGUGUGCCGCCGUCGAAGCUGGACCAAGUCGGCUCUUUUUUUCCCCCCGUCGUUGCGAGGAACCGCGCCCGUCGCAACUCCGCCGACGACGUGGAACGACGCGAGAAGAGCUCCGCUAGGAACUGCCGGUCGGUCUUCUCCCUUCUCGCCCUUUAAUGAACUCUCCCGACCUCGGGUUGUGCGAGAUGCCGCAAUGAACGUGCGGAGGUACCUUUCUUUCCGCCUCGAAACGGAGUAAAGAUCCUCGAGUUUUUUUUAUCCGCGAGACGUCCCUGGAGUGUACAUAGGACGGAAGCGUGGCCGCCGGGACGCCCCGCGGUCUGCGCGUGGCCCGUUGUAAAUACCGACGGCGCUCCGGCCCGAGGGCCGAACUUACGUUGUGCGGUUAACCAAGUAGACGGGAAGAGAGUGCGUGGCGGUCGGGCCUCUGCCACGCGGGCGUGCUCCGUUUCCAUCGUUUGAUUUUGCUCGUUUGAGUGUUCCUCUGGCACGUGCCCAUCGGGAGACCGGCGUGUCCCCCUCCCCGUGGGCAGCGAUGCCCUCAGACGCCCCCGGACCGGCGUCUCCUCGCACUCUCGAGAAGCCGCGGCGGCAGCGCUCUUGUGGGUACUGGGGCAGUUCUGGCGCCGACUGCCCGGACAGGAGAUUGCGCUCCCCCGGUGCGGCUGGGCAUCCUCUACCCGCGCACCCCACCUCCACCGCCGGAUGCACGCCGUUUGGCGGGGCUCCGGAUGCUUCUGCGCACGGGCCCGUGGCCUUCCCCGGUCCGAGAGCCUUGUUCUCCUUUGCCCCGGAAUUCACCGGAAUCGACCCGUGGGAAGCGCUUCUGCUUCAUCCCCCUAGUAAUCCGGAUCGAGAUUUGCAGACCUUGCGCGUAGUGCCUGCGGCCGGAGGGAGUCGUUUUCGCUCGGGAAUAACGAGGUUUUGGGGAGACGGCGUGUCCUUUUCAGGGACGGUGGUCCUUCCCCGUGGCUCCGAGUGCGAGCGCUUCCCUAGUCUGCGCCGGAAGUGCCCAUUUGGGCGAUGGUCUCUCGAGACCUCCCGAGCGGCGGCCGUGGGGCGGCCCCCUGUACAGUUCCGGUCGGCCGGUCUCCACGCCUCUUCCCUGGCACGCAGUCGGGCCGUCUCCCGGGACUCGCGACCCAAGUCGCGGGCCGGCACCUCUCUGCCGCGCGCUUUUCCGAGGUUGCCCCCCCUCCUCCCCGAACGGGUCGGCCGUACGCAGUGUCUGGCGGCUUUCGCUUCUGCGGAGAGGAAGAAAAGUGUACAUACUGCGCACACAGACACACCUCAACGCAUCCGCGUGUGUAUGAGCUCACUCCCACGUGUGCAGAAGGAGCGUGCAAGUUGCGAGUGCGCCUAUUUAUUUGCGACCCUCGAGGAAGAAAAUGGCGGCGGCAGCUCACUGGCACCCGUUCGCCUGGCCUCUGGCGCGACGCCAACGCCGGAAACGGAAAAUUGGAGGGCGGUGCCGAGGCACCCCUCGCUCCUGCCCUGUCCAUCAUUUAUUGGAGCGUCUUCUCGGAGAGUCGGGUCGUAGGAGGCCCGAGAGAGGCCCAGUGGAGACUCUCCGGGGCGGGCCGGGUGGGAGUGGGGCGUGCCGGGUCGUCCCUCCGAACGAGCUGGUUCUUGCCUCGAAGGGCUGCCACGACGUCUGCCUCUGCACCGCUGCACUCGAGGGUCCCCUUUCUCUCCUCCUGAUUUGUGACUGUUGUAACGCCUCGCAUUAGUUUUAGACAGUGUUAGCGUAAACCUACUGCAGUCUUUUGUGUAGUCAGCCAGCACUGGAAAACAAAUAAAAUUGUAUGUAAAGCAAG
Molecule: messenger RNA, 3599 nt
Organism: Ixodes scapularis (black-legged tick)
Lineage: Eukaryota; Metazoa; Arthropoda; Arachnida; Ixodida; Ixodidae
Product: glycogen synthase kinase-3 beta
Exons: 8
Coding region: 396-1643 (415 amino acids)
Biological process (GO): signal transduction; negative regulation of canonical Wnt signaling pathway; protein phosphorylation
Cellular component (GO): cytoplasm; nucleus; axon
Molecular function (GO): protein serine/threonine kinase activity; ATP binding
Source: RefSeq, a predicted model, not a curated record